Messenger RNA from Carassius auratus (goldfish), 1965 nucleotides. RefSeq names its product polymeric immunoglobulin receptor-like. Gene Ontology annotation, cellular component: plasma membrane. The coding region runs from base 432 to 1625 and encodes 397 amino acids. The transcript has 11 exons. The record is from RefSeq and is a predicted model, not a curated record. Gene Ontology annotation, molecular function: transmembrane signaling receptor activity. Lineage: Eukaryota; Metazoa; Chordata; Actinopteri; Cypriniformes; Cyprinidae.
GUAUUAAUCUCUGUACAGAAAUAGUGCUUCAUUCACAUCCGGUUUCAAGUCCUAUUAAAAUCUGAAGGUGUUUAUCACGUACUGCAUAUAAAUAAAUGUAAGAAACUCACUUCAGCAGUGACCUACUUCAGUAGUUCUAUAAUUGUAAAAUGGGAACUAGAGAAUUAAAUAGUGUUAAUACCCAAAAACCACAGAGGAAAACACUUUAAUAUCGACUGCAGAGCUAGUAAAGUAAACAAUUUUUAUCAGAAUAAUCUUACAUUUCUUGACCAAGUGAUGCAAUUGUAAUUUGUGUUUUUUGCAACAUUUGCAAUCAAACAUUAUGACAUUUUAUUGUAAAUUAAGUUUUUGUGACAUAUGCAAAUGAAGACCGCGGAAGCAGGAAGUGAGACUGAGAUCAUGAGAACUUAAGGUCAUUUACUUCUCCUCGAAUGAGUAGCUGUUUCUUUAGCAUCAUGCACAUGAUGAAGAUGCAGGGAGAAGAAACAUUGCAAUGUUUUAACAGAAGGACUGACAGUUUGAAGUUCAUUGUGUUUUUCCUUUGGCUCAUAACAGCUCCUGAAGGCAGAACAGGUUCAGUAAGCAGACGGUUAACAGUUCAGACUGGAGGAUCGCUCAUUAUUCCAUGUCAUUAUGACAGAAAAUACACCGAUCACAAAAAAUACUGGUGCUUUGAUGCCAAGUCAGCUUACAAUUACUGCAGUAUUCUGGCAUAUGCUAAUGAAACCAAAGGAAGAGUGUCAGUAAUUGAUCAUCCAGAUCAGAGUUUCUUUACUGUGACUAUGAGAAACCUGCAGAAUGAAGACACUGGAGCUUAUUGGUGUGUUGUGGAGAUUGGAGGAAUAUUUGAACGAGAUGAGAGUGAGCAGCUCUAUCUGACAGUUCAAUCAGCUCCUGAUGUGUCUGUGGUGAGCAGCAGUGUAUCUGGACAUGAAGGUGGUGAUAUCAGUGUUCAGUGUUUCUACAGUUCUAGAUAUAAGAGUAAACUCAAACAGUGGUGCAGAUAUAAAGAUCAGAGCUGUUACACAGUGGGGAGGACUAACACAUCCCAGAAUUCAUCAGUCCAGAUCAGUGAUGAUGGGAGAAGAUCCUUCACUGUGCUGAUGACUGGACUGAGACUCACUGAUUCUGGCUGGUACUACUGUUCUGCUGGAGAUCUGCAGGCUCCUGUUCAACUUAAUGUCUCUGAAAAUUCACAGGUUCCUUUUCUCACGGUCAAUGAACAAAAAUCAGAAUCUGUGACCACAGAAGUAUCUGAGAGAAACGGAGAUGCAACUGCUCUCUCAUCUACAACACCAGUUUCAGUUAACACUGAUCAAACAGUGAGCAGUGAAGAGCAGCAGAAUGAGAAUUAUUUGUAUCUGGAGCUGUGGAUUCCAGCGGUUGUGCUGCUGAUGGUGAUUGUGAUUUUCGUGUCAGCUGUAAAACUGAGAAAGAAACACAACAGAAAUGAAUACAUCACAGAGGUGAACAGAGUUAGAGCCAGUGACACAGGAAACGGUUCAUCUUCAGUGCUUGCAGAGAAUGAUGUGACUUACACCUCUGUGAUAGUUCAAACUAAAACUAAAGCAAGCAGUCCAGUAUCUGUGGAGGACGAGGUGACCUACAGCUCUGUGCACAAGUAGGUGGAAACCACUAAAUACCUGAACAAAAUAUGAACAAGUGAAGUUGAAACAAGCCAAUAGUAAAUUUUUCCAGGAAUACUAAUUCUGUUAAAAUUAUAUAUUUUAUCUAUCUGUCAAUAUAUUAGUGGCAUUGUGUAAGUACUUUUAGACUGCAAAAAACACAAGGUUUACACUGAGAUCAAUAUUGUGUUUAGCAUUUUACUGUACGUGUGUGUAAAUUGUUGUUGUCUGCAAAAAGCUUAAAGCAAUAAUACAUAUUUGUUAAGUUAAGUUUAGUUAAGCUGUAAUGUACUUGCUUCUCAUUGUGACAAUAAAUAAAAUUUGUCUGUUUCUGAAUGCA